ACUCUGUUCAGUCAUCGUUUCUCGUUUGCGUUUAAGUACGUAUCAAAUCAUCGCGUUUUUUACUGUAUUCGUUAUUUGCAAAGAAGAAAAUCUUUCCAAUCACGAUUAACAAUAUGUUGCUCCUCUUUGAAGCAACUUUCUAUUAUUCCACGUUAACGUAAUAGGAGAAGACGGUGUGUUGAAGGGGCAGGUUAUCUUCCUUGUCCAAGAAAAGUUUCGUCUGGGGACAAUGGCGCGAGAAUCUUGCGUUCUAAAAUCGAUGUGUGCACGGCGUAGAUGAUGAUCGGUGUUCUUACAUGUGGCAUGGUGUUUAUAGUGAACAGGAAGACUUGCAUACCUUGCUGGAUUAACCAGCUCAACGUUUUCUGGAUACGAGCCGUGUCGUGAGCCGCCAUGAGGCGCAUUAGCGUUGGCGGCAUGAACCGGCCGUCCAAAGCAGUGACCCAGGCGAAGAAAGUGGCACCGCCGGCUGUACCCGAUGUGUUUCGACAUUCAGGUUCCUCUUUUGGUUCCGCUGGAUAUGCGAGCAGCGAAGAUAGCUGUUUCCUUGCCGGAAGCGGACCUGGCGGAACGACUGACGAUGGUUCUUACGGGAUGCCAUCUGGAAAGAGUCCGGGACCUAUUUUCACUCAUCCUGGCUUCGCCUUUCCACCGGUCGUGGGCAAAUAUGCUCAUGCCGAGGAUCAAGGAAUCGACAUGACUCAAAGCCCCGGCAGAGAUAGCCCGGGUAGCUCAGGGUCUGGCUCUGGAUCCAGGCAUUCUACCGCUUCGUUAGAUUCUGGUAGAGCUUCCGGAUAUCAUCUGGGUCCUAGAGGACCUGGUGCGCUCGCUUCGUCUCCCAGAUGUUCUAUAAGCUCUCUCGGCAGUCAUCCCGAUAGACCGGCAGAUCUCGAUGUCGUUCAUGCUUGGUUGACCGAACUCCAGUUCGAAGAAUACUUUCCGUUGUUUGCCUCCGCUGGUUACGAUCUUGCUACUAUAACGCGUAUGACGCCAGAAGAUCUAACGGGCAUAGGAAUUAAGAAGCCUAAUCAUAGAAAACGAUUGAAAGCGGAGAUAGAUAAUUUAAAUAUUGGAGAUGGCUUGCCAGAACAUAUUCCUGGUUCCUUGGAGGAGUGGCUUAGGCUUCUACGACUCGAAGAAUAUCUUACCGCUCUUCAUCAACAGGGUAUGCGUUCGGUCGAAGACGUAACGACUCUCACUUGGGAGGAUCUCGAAGAUAUCGGUAUUGUUCGAUUGGGCCAUCAGAAGAAGUUAUUGUUGGCGAUUAAAAGAGUUAAAGACAUUCGUGCCGGUAAACGUAUACAACCGCUCGAUCUCGCACGACUACCGCCACAUCCCGGACAUACGCAGGACGUUGUUAUCCAACGAGGAGGUCCUGAUUUGCCGUCACCCGAUGAGGAUUGUUCGUCACCUGUUUUGAGGUCUUUUCAGAGAGGAGGAAGCGAUAGCACGUCCGGUACUGCAUGGAGGAGUAUGUACGCUGCUUUGCCAGCCGAUUACAAUAUCGUUGGACGGGCUGGUUCGCGAGGAAAAUCCUUAGAGAGCUUAGAAGAUGCGCCCCUUGGGUAUCCUCCAUCGCCAGCACCUUCUACGCAUCCACAACCGAUUGAAUGGCGUCCGCGCAGUUUCGAGGAUGGUGAUCUUACCCCUACAAACGAUACUUCGAUCGUGGAAGCUGGUGGUGGAACGCUUCCACGUCCAAGACAUUGCCUUGUUCGUCCACGACCCGUAGCCAAGGUCACAGCAACUCCAGGGCAAUUCAAGUCAUUGCCAAGAGACUUCGAUAACAAAUAUCAACUAACGUAUGGGUUAGAAAGUAGUCCACAUCUUCCGAAGCGUUGUCCUCCAUCUCCUCCAAGACGACAAAGUUCUAGAGAAAGUAGUUCUUCCGUUGUUGGUGUUGGAGGGUCGGGUGUUGGCGAUGUUGUGAUAGAUUGCAGUGGACCUGUACCAACUGCUUCUUGCGACGAUCAUCAUAUACAUCAUCAUCAACAUCGUCACUUACUGCAUCAUCCUUCACCACCACCACCAGCACCUGCACCAACAUCAUCGACUCCUCCGCAAAUGAAUCGACCACCUUCUUCGAUGUCCCGUUCGUGGGGUAGCGUCAAUGCUAAUGUUAACGAAGAACAUGAAUUAAUAGCUUCUCUCGCUUUGCAACAUCGCAAUGGUUCCGAUGCCAGCUUUAAGUCAAGUUCCAGUACAGAAUCCGAUUCAAUUCCUUUUGCAAAUGAAAAUGCUGGAACGAUAAAGCAGAGGUCUGCGCGAGUCCAAGAAUAUGCAAGUAAUAAUUCUAACAACAGUCUUCAGAGUCAUGUAAUGAGCCAUCAUUCCAGUGGAAGCGAGCCGGCGGAUGUAUUGAACGACAUUGGAAAUAUGCUUGCCAAUCUCACCGAUGAACUUGAUGCUAUGCUUGAAGAAGAAAAACGUCAGGGUCUUAAUUCGUAAUCGUAAUUGUCAUUGUCUUCUUUUACUUACGUUAAACAACGUUACCGCAAAGCAUACAAUUUCGGCAAUAGGAGCAUGGGCGAAUAUCAUUUGCAAAAUUAAAUAGGAAAGUAUCAUACAUAAACGCGAAUUACAAAUUCUUAAGACUAUGGAACGAUCGUUUUAACAUGAAAAUAUUGGGCGCUUGACAAACGUUAUACUACUUUUCGUUACAUUAAUCUACGACACACGUUAUACUAUGCAAAGAAUAAUAUCCUGUUGUAAGUGUAUGAAUUAAUGUAGCGAAUUGCGCCCUUCCACGUUCUUGUAAUUUCACUUUCAUCGGGUUUCCACUUCUUUCUUUUUAUAUUUUAUUUUUCCAUAGAAUCAAGCCUUUUAUUUUUCUACCAAAAUGUUAUCAACUUUCUAUGAAGUUUCCAGAGACACCUAAAUAUUGCACAAUCUUUCUCAUUUUAAUAUUUUCUCAAACUACUUCUUACACCAUUCUUUUCCAAAUCCUUGUCCUUUUAAUUUUACUUAUUUUAUCAAACGCAAUAUCGUAAUCACGGGUGUUUGCCGCCUGCUUUAUACAACGGGUUUUGGCACCCGAGUCCCCGUGAUUUCAUAAUGUGUAUUUAUGCGGGAGAAAUUACAUAUAAAUAGAAACACUGAAUAAGUAUGAUUGAUACUUAUGCCUUAUAAAUAGAGAACUACAAAAAAUAUAAUUGUAGUUUAGUUCCAUAAAAUAAGCGUAAAUUUCACAAUUACACAGCACAAAGACUGAUACUUUUUCUCUGGAAAUUUCAUUAACAUCAACGUAUAUACAUUCCAGCUAAUAUAUUUCCUUUUUCACUUCCGUCCUUUGCUAAAACGAUAGCAUGAUAGAUCGAGACCUUCAUAACUGUUGGACUGUUAGACAUUUUGAGAUUAGUAUGAUACGAAAAAGUAAAGUUCUGUAUCUCUUUUCCAGAAUAAAGUAAUUCUUCCAAUACUGUCAAAGACGGAUAUUACUAAGUCAAAUUGUUUUGAUAAUGAAGCAUAAUUAUAUGUUUGCCUAUAUUAUGGUACAAUUUCUAUAAGAGUGCGAUAGUUUAUAUGAAAAAAUUUACAUCUUCCAUUCUUUGAACUUCAAAAAGUUCUCGUAAGACUGAGAACAACAAACCAACAUAGACAUUUGACUGCCAAUUGAAUUUUAAGAUAAUACGAUUUAAUACAGAAUCAUAUGCGCUGUAUGCCAAUUAACAUUUUAUAUUUAUUAUCCGUACUAAUAUAGUGACGUAUGUAACUCACUAUCGUUAUAUGGUGCACACAAACAUGUGGAACAUACACAACGUAUCCACCUAUACGUACGAAAUCAAAGUAAUCAUAAUAGUGGAAUGUUGUCGAUACAGACUGUUCAGGUGCCCCUAAAUCUAAAUAUGACGCUGAUAAGUACCGAGACUUGUGCAUAACAUUUUAUGCAUAGACUUUAUUAUAACAAUAUGUGUAUAAAACACAUGGUUACAUACAUACGGAAUGUUCCAGUUAACGAUGGCCGAAGAAAUGCUUAAUAAAAGCAAAUUUUUUAAUUAUCUCCUUUGGUAGAUAAUGCUAGCAAAUAUUCACUCCAUGGAAAAAUGUUUUAUACAUAAUUUCAAUACUUUUAGAGGAUGAACAUAUUGCGAGAAACAUUUUCUUUCGAGCAUCGUUUUUCUAGCAAUUUUCAGUCACGGAUAUCUUUUUGUACAGUAAUACAUACAUAAUGUCAAAUAUUACGUAUAAAAAAAUAUGUACUUGUAUGUAAAAAGAAUAUCCGUGAUUUUAAAAUCUCUAGAAAACAAUGACAUCCUAAUGAAAAUUUUUUUUCCACGUAUUCACAUUUUUGAACCAUUCAAAUUAUGUAUGAAACAUUUUUUUACAUUGACACAGCCGAAGAAGAUAAUUAUGUGGUCUGUGUUAAGCAAGACACCUUGUAUAUUUCCGUACAUACAUUUAUAUAUGACGAUUUUGAUAUAUAAUAUUCGUUAAUUUCUGUAAAAAAUUUUUGAUGUAUAUUUUCCUGGUCAACAUAUUACAAAUCUUCGAUCACAUUUUUAACAACAUCCUGUAUUUUCAUUAAAACGAUAAUAUUUUAUUUUUCAUUUCGUAUAUUGAAUAUUGGAUCCUCGUACAUAAAUGUAUAUGGUGUUACAGUGACACGUUAAUAAUAACUAGAUAUUUUACAUCCUUUAAAUAGCAUAAACUUGUUGUUGUCUCUGUACGAAUCAGUUUCAUAAUUAAAACUUAAAUAAAUAAAUGCGGUGAACUGAAUUAUAUUAUCAUUCCUUUGAUACAUUUUAUUUUUAAUUUUAAAAUAUGGAUCGUUAUUCAUAUUCGAAUCCAAUUAUACUAUAUCAUAAUGAGAAGAGAACAUGGUAGAAUAUAUACAAGGUUUUGAAAUAAACUUAAGACUUAAGUUAAUCGAUUAAACAUCAGGGCUGCACUACUGUGGCCUGCAGACUUGUUAACUAUUGUAGGUAUAUAGUAGAUAUAUGUAUUAUAUAUCAGUUUAAGCAGUGUACUUAGGAAAAAAUGUUCUGCGGUGCUGCAAAUUAAAAAAUUUAUGACUAUCUAUUUUUACUUUUGAUUAUUAUUGUAUAUCGUUACAAUGCAAGUUGGAAAAUUUGUUCGAAUAUCGAUACGCGACGCAAAUUUGUUUAACUGUAUACACAUACGUAAGUCUUAUAACAAUUGAUUCGUUUUUAGUAUUUUUAACAUGUUCGUUGUCGAGCUUUGCAUCAAGUUCAUUCCUUGUUUAUUUCAUUGGUUUGCAUGUUUUUAAUUUUUUAUGUUUACUGGAACCUUAUUGAUAUACUUGUUUGCGGUGAAAAAUUCAAACAAUUUCAGAACGAUAAGUAUGUAUAGGAUCGAGAGAGAAAUCAAAAUAUUUCACUCGGCAGCAAACGUGUUAAAGGGUUCCAUGAAUUACUGGAAGCUUUUGCACCAAAUUACUUUCAACAAUAUCAUUAAUUUGUGCUAUUCUAAAUACUUAAACGGUGCAUUUGAAUAAAAGAAACGAUCGAAUCCUCGAAAGAUUAAUAAGUGCAAAUCUGUUUUUGUAUCUAUAAUAAAGAAUUAUUUACGUUUUGGACAUUCAAAGGAUAAGUACUGUUAUUAAUAUUAGAGCGAUAAAUUGAACGCACUAAACAUGAGUAUCUUAUAAAGGUAAACAUUCAGAAUGAAAGUGUACGAAUCAUUCAUUCAUUCAUGUUUAAAAUAUAAUGUAUUUUAUACAAAAAUAAUUAACAGUAAAAAGUAAAGAGUUAUGGUGACGCAAAUAUUGAAAUAGUAUUAAUGCUAAUUUGGCGAAUAACGAAGUAGAUAAUUAAUAAAUACUAGCAGGAAAUGAAACAAUUUACACUAACCCAUGUGAUUGAAUAGAUAUACAAUCUGUUUUCAUAGUAUAUAAACUGACAAACACAACAGAAGGUAACGCACACUGCCGAUUUUUAUAUUGUAGUUUCAUGUUAUCACGAUAUGGUAAAAUAAACAUAAACAUCAGGAAUUCUAAAUACUCUACAAAAUGAGAUCUGUGUAAAGGACACUUGGAGCAUUAAAUGUGCAUAAUUACCAGUUUUAUAUUCAAUACUUAUUUGGGAAUAUUUCUAUUGUAAAGUGUGCACCGAAGAUAUGGAAAAUCAUUUUAUCGA
Messenger RNA from Colletes gigas, 6095 nucleotides. It is a transcript of the gene ckn, whose product is annotated as caskin-1. Lineage: Eukaryota; Metazoa; Arthropoda; Insecta; Hymenoptera; Colletidae. Gene Ontology annotation, molecular function: protein phosphatase binding; signaling adaptor activity. Gene Ontology annotation, biological process: axonogenesis; cell surface receptor protein tyrosine phosphatase signaling pathway. The record is from RefSeq and is a predicted model, not a curated record. Bases 394 to 2448 code for a protein of 684 amino acids. The transcript has 7 exons. Gene Ontology annotation, cellular component: focal adhesion; axon.